UAAUAAGUAGGAAAACGUAACUCUUAUUACAAUGUCUAGAAUACGGACAAUCUUAAAACAGGACAACACUCCUUUAUCAAAAAAAUAAAACAGGACAACAUUGAACUGACUAUUGCCUCAACCUAUGUGACAGUAGAAGACUUAGUUACAUGAACCUCAACCAAUAAUCCGAUGCUCCAUAAAAGGAAAGACAUCAAGUGACAGUCACCAAAUGAUAAUUCUAGCUUCAAUUGCAGAAGUUCUUUUUUUGUUUUUCAAAUAACGGUGGUGACCAUGUUGCAAAAGUUAUUACUCCAUCUGUUACUCAGCACAAAUACUUUUCACUCAAUUUUUUUAUCAAAUCAUUCUAACACCUUAAUUAUUUAGAGAGAGAGAGAGGGGGGGUAUCUUUAUCUCAUGGUGAACUGGGCUUUCUGCUGUUCAUAUACAAUGCCCACUAUCUGUCAGGAAAGAAACCCCAACAUGAAGACACCCACAUAGAUACUCAUGUUUAGAAGAAAAUACUAAACAAAGUUGGCAAAGAUGCUAUCUCAUCUCUUUCCUAUUUUAAUCACUAUUAUUGCCAAAUCUUUGGACCCUACCACUCCAUCAGACAUUGAAACAAGCCACACUCAAUUUAGUAUGACUCUACCACCACUCACUCCUACAUCUACAUUCUGCUCCUAAAGCUUCUCAUUCACUCAUUCUUUCACAAGGGAAACAAACUCUCUGCAGGUGGGUUCCAUCUCUAUAAUACUUCCCCACCUACUUUAUAUGAAUUUUUUCGCAAACUACAAAAUUUUACCCCAACACUAGCAAAAUAACAGGAAAAAUGAUAGAGAGGAUCAGUGCAUGAAAUCUAUUCUCAGAUCUAUCGGGUAAAUAUCCUUAUCGAAAUACCAACUAAUUCUUCAAAAUUGGACAAGCUAUAAUCUGACUCAAGCUGCCAGAUCCCUUAAGAAUAUAUACCUUUUGAAGUGAUCUCAAACCCAUAAAGUUCAGUCAUGUGGCUUCUAAAUUCUUAUCAUACAGCUAAAGAGCAAUACCAGCAUAAUCUAAUACAUCCUAUAUCACAGUCUACAUUAGAAGAAGAAGCAAAACGUCAGACAAAACAAACUGUAAGAUUAUGAUUAGACGAUAAAUUGAAUCAUAGUAAUUGGCAGUCUAGAUCAACUCCAACGAGAAGUUGUUAAAGGCAGAAUUAUUUGAUUAGAUAAAAGAGAAAAAAAAAAAGGUGGGAAUCACAGGGUUGACAGGGACUGCAGUGAAACAUGACGUAAGCAUUGUCCCCCGGAACACCAAGCCUCACUAGGUGGGGACAGUGAAAAGAGAUGAUAAAUUUCAAUACCUAAUCUCACCUUCACCUCCUGCAUGAUCUCAUUUUUAUUCCUUGCCUCUCUGAUCUCUAGCCCUUUAAGAGUCCUUUUGGUCAGUAUCUCCAUAAAGCCUCUAACUACAUCUACAAAUUUUAAAUUGCUUGUGGGGAGGGAAAAAAAGAUUUCUACUUACUGCAACAGCCAGCAGAAUGAGAAGUGAUCAACGAGAGUGGUUGAGUUUAAGCUUAGGAAGAAUCUCACCUUCAACAUCUAAAGAAUCUGAGUCACAGACAAGACCUACUCCAGGUAAGAUUUAUUCAUGUAACUUCUGCAUGAGAAAGUUCUACAGUUCACAGGCUCUAGGAGGUCAUCAGAAUGCUCACAAGAGGGAAAGAGGAGCUGUGAGACAGUAUCAGUCCCAGAGGAUGAUGACAAUGAUGGCUUUGCCUAUCAACAAUCCCAUGUACAGAUCUCUUGGCAUGGUUCCCCACUCACUUGUGCAUAAAACUGGCAGAGAUGCAAGUAAAACAGUGGCAAGGUUCAGCGAGGCUAGUGCAGGCUUUCAACUGACAUCACGUCCCAAUCAAGUAGAUGAAAGAUUUGACUUGAAGUGGCCAGGAAGUUUCCGACUAAAUCCACAACAAUCAGAAGACCAGGCCUCAAAUACAAAUAAGAUUGAUCUCAAUCUCAAGCUGUAAUUAUUCUACUCAUCCAUCAUAAAUGGAACUAUUUACUAUCCUCUCCUGUAACAGCUUCAGCUUGGUUCAUCAUCAACACAUGAACUGACUGUAUGAUAUGCGAACACCAAUUUAGAUUUAAAAAAGAUCCUAGAGAAGCAGUGCUCCUAAAUGUCAAGACUUCCAGCUAUAACCUGUCAGAUGAAUGAUAUCUAAGAUGUAAUAUGUACUUUUCAGUUGCUUUUAUUCCUACUGCACCUAGAACAACUUUUUAACA
Nicotiana tabacum (common tobacco) is the source of this 2249-nucleotide messenger RNA. RefSeq names its product zinc finger protein 7-like. The record is from RefSeq and is a predicted model, not a curated record. Lineage: Eukaryota; Viridiplantae; Streptophyta; Magnoliopsida; Solanales; Solanaceae.